CGGUCAACCACCAUGAACUCGGAUCGUGAAGAUCCAGCAGACAUCCUAAGUGACUCCCUCGAGUUUCUGGGAGGAACGAAGGUCGUAGAAGACCCAGUUCUCACAUACGGACAUCUUAGACUCACAGUCGCACCAAAGGAGGGAAAGGCCAUCACCCUUCUUGCGGACCAUCUGUUUUCUCCUGGGUUAUUCUUGGCUGAAAAGAUCGAAAGAGCAGUGAUACAAGCGCCUGGCCGCAACGUUAUUGAGUUGGGGGCAGGCACAGGCUUGCCCUCGCUAUUACUCUCCAUCUGCGACCCACCGCCAGCCUCAGUUAUCGUCACUGAUUAUCCCGACCCCGGCAUUCUCGGAAACCUUGCUCGAAAUAUCGAGCGUAACAAGCACCUUGUGUCGCCGGGGUGCGAUCUGCAUUGUUGUGGACACGAGUGGGGGACUGAUGUUUCUGCUAUUUCAUCUCUCAGCAAACGCCCUGACCAUAAAUACGACAUGAUCAUUCUCUCCGACCUUCUCCACUUCCACAGUUCUCAUGCCAUGCUAAUCUCGUCAGUGGUCGCGUUACUGGCUACUGACGGUUGCGUUCACGUUGCAGCGGGCUAUUACACCAAGCCCCAUGUGUGCGAAAACUUUCUACGUCUCGCGGCUGAAUCGGGUUUGGAUUUUGAUGAAGUGAUUGCGGGUGGCGGGGAAAGAGACUGGCUGGGAUUCAUGGAUGUAGGCGGACUCGACAAAAAUGCUUUGACACUACGGAAAGCUGCAUGUCGAUACUGGAUUGGUAAGCGUAGAAGUACUCGAAUGCAAUGA
Messenger RNA from Mycena indigotica, 801 nucleotides. RefSeq lists its product as uncharacterized. Lineage: Eukaryota; Fungi; Basidiomycota; Agaricomycetes; Agaricales; Mycenaceae. Bases 13 to 801 code for a protein of 262 amino acids. The transcript has 6 exons. The record is from RefSeq and is a predicted model, not a curated record.